Messenger RNA from Echinops telfairi (small Madagascar hedgehog), 1166 nucleotides. Its product is annotated as mono-ADP ribosylhydrolase 2. The record is from RefSeq and is a predicted model, not a curated record. Bases 1 to 954 code for a protein of 317 amino acids. Lineage: Eukaryota; Metazoa; Chordata; Mammalia; Afrosoricida; Tenrecidae. The transcript has 11 exons.
AUGCCUGUGGCUGCUUGGGGUUGGGCUGCCCGCUUACUUACCCUGGGAGGCAGAUUUGUUGCCUUUAGGGAUGAACUUCAGGGAGCUGCUGAAUAUUCAGAAGCUGGACUGCCCCUGCUUGGAGCUAUCAUCGAGGAACUCGUGGCCAAGCCCGUGGCCGCAUUUACCGCAGGACACCGUAAAGGCAUCAGGCUGAUUGCCUCGGGCCGCUUGGCCACGCUAUCAUCGUGGAUGGUCUCCGUGAAGGCUGGCCACGGUGACGAGUGCUCCUACUUGGAGCGGCGGGAGAACAGCUCACAGCCGCACUUGGUGGAUCGGAUCGUCUUCUGUGUCUUCUUGGAAGUUGACUUCAAAAUCUACAAAAAGAAGAUGAAUGAGUUUUUCCCUGUAGGUGACAAUAAUGAAGAGGAAGAUGUGGACAUGAAAGAAUAUUCAGAUGAGAAUGGUCCGGAAGAGAAGCAAAGUGCAGAAGAAAUAGAAGGACAGAGCCAAGAAGCAGGGGGUAUCAAUACGUCCACUGUGCCGAGCCCGAUUUCAGAAGAAGCGCUUGAAGUCUGUAACGAUGAAGUUACUACAAAGGAUGACAAUACAAAAGAAGAUGAAAUAGCAGAUCUUUCUGUGUAUGACCAAGAUCAUCAUAAUGGACAAGAGGAUGAUCCAAAGAAGAAUGAAAUAAAAAUUGAGACAGAGCCCCAGAGCUCAUAUAUGGAAACAGAAGAGUUUUCAUCCAUCGAAGAUGAUGCCAGGAUUGUUACACAACCAGAAGUGAUUCCAAUAGUAGAUGACCCGGAAGUUGAAGAAAGGAAGGAAGCUCAAACAGAGGAAACCCCUAGCGUGCCUGUGAAAAGUGAAGGCUCCAGGGAAGACACAGAAGAGGCUACGGGCCCUGAUGUUGAAAUGAAUAGUCGGGUUGACAGUAUAAAUGAACCAGCAGAGAGUCAGCAAGAAGAUUAACUAAUAGGACCACGGGAUGAAGCAAAGGAACAGAGAAGUGGCACUAAAUGAUAGACCUCAGCAUUAUUCAACCUCUUCAGGGGGAUGCAGGCAGACAGGAAUAUAUUCUAUGGAGAAGGUGGGGGGAGGGAAGUCCCACAGAAGGGUGGCAAAUCCUUUGCUCUAAUUUCUCAAACUGCAUUUUGUUCUACCUGCCGAAAAAGAAAAUAAAA